Molecule: messenger RNA, 3453 nt
Organism: Sungouiella intermedia
Lineage: Eukaryota; Fungi; Ascomycota; Pichiomycetes; Serinales; Metschnikowiaceae
Source: the annotation of a GenBank genome assembly
AUGACUUCCCAUGCAACAUUGGAGGUCUUGGGAAUGACCUGUGCUGCAUGUUCAGCUUCUGUUACCGAAGCUCUACAGAAGGUCUCCAAUGUCUCACUGGCCACUGUCUCCCUCUUAACCAACGAGGCCAGCGUCACAUUCCUGGCACCAACGACGCCACAAAUGCUUGUUGAUGCUAUUGAUGACUGUGGCUUUGAUUCCCUGGUUGUCUCAUGCACUCAGGAGGCCGUCUCCAAGACUAUAGUCUCCAUCUCCGGGAUGACCUGUGCCGCAUGUUCCGGAAGCAUUACUGAUGCUCUCAUGGCUGUGGACGGCAUUCAUGAUGCUUCAGUAUCGCUCUUGACGAGUUCUGCUGAGAUAUCUCACUCUCUGGCCGUUUCCACGGACCAAAUCAUCUCCACCAUUGAAGACUGUGGAUUCGAUGCGGUACUUGAGUCUACACUGGGGCUGCAGCUGAGAACACUCCAUACCAAUUUUAUCGUCAAGGGAAUGACGUGUGGUGCGUGUCUGGCCUCGGUGACUGAAGCUUUGGAAAAAAUUCCUGGUGUUAUUCAGGCAUCGGUGUCUCAAAUCACCCUGUCGGCUGCAGUCGACCAUGAUUCUACUGCUCUGCCCGAGCAACUUCGGGAAGUAAUUGAGGACUGUGGUUUCGAAGCUUCCAUUGUUAAAUCUGCACUUGUUUCUGUUUCCCAGGAAGAUUCCAAUCAAGAUCUCGUUUUCCAAGUGUACGGAAUCGAUGAGUCCACUGAGCUUUCAUCCUUCCAGUACAACGUCGAAGCUGUGCUUAAUAGUUUAGCUGGUGUUGAUGAAUCGCAUUUUGUUUUCAAAGGAGAAUUGGAUGGCCAAGACCUUUCAGAAUCCUCUUAUGCUGACUUUCAGCGUGAAAGUCUUAUUGACGAGCUUCAUGUUACACUUAAUACCAAUUUGACCGGUAUCCGGUCACUUGUGGAUGCUUUGAAUGCAAUUGACUCGCGUUACCAAUUUGUCAUUCUUAAUUCUGUUGAUCAGUCUCUUACUUCCCAAUUGAAGUUGCUCUCCAAAACAAAGGAUAUUCAGUAUUGGCGGUCAACUUUCUUUGGUUCGCUCAUAUUCGGCAUUCCUGUUCUAGUACUCUCGUUGACCGAUCAUACUAAAUUCUGGAGAAAUCUCACCAUCAUGCAUGGCCUUUACUGGGUUUCUGUUCUUGAAUUUGCAUUGACGACUCAUAUCUUGUUCAACCUUGGCUCGGUAUUCUUCAAAAAGUUUGGUGUUUUUCUUCGUCAUAAAGGAAAAAACGCAAAUAUGGAUGUUUUGGUCUGCAUUUCUAGUCUGAUUUCGUAUACAUUUUCUGUAUACUCCAUCUUCCUCAGUGUUUGGACUGGCCAGACAUUGAAACCUCCAAAGGUAUUAUUUGAAACGGUUGCCAUGCUCGUCUCUUUUGUUUCAUUUGGCAAAUGGAUUGAAAACAAAGCCAAGGGGGCCACUUCUACAGCAUUGUCCAGACUCAUGCAGUUGACUCCCACCACAUGCCUGAUUGUUGUUGAUGAGACAAAAUUCGACGCCUUGAUGAAGUCCCAAAUGAACGAAAAGACUGCUUCCAUUCUGGAGCUUCAAACGAGAGACAUCGUUAUUGACUUGUUACAGACUGAUGAUAUUGCCGUCGUUUUGCCAGGAGGAAAGAUUCCAGCAGAUGGAAUUAUCGAGUAUGGAAGCACUGAAGUUGAUGAGUCCAUUAUCACUGGAGAAUCCUUGCCUGUUUCCAAGUCUACUGGUGAUGCCGUUAUCGGCGGUUCCAUUAAUGGGCCACAUUUAAUUUACAUGAGGGUAACUGGAGCCGGCAAGAAUUCUCAAUUGCAUCAAAUUAUUGACAUUGUAAAGAAUUCGCAGGUCAAGAAAGCUCCUGUCCAGAGAUUUGCUGACUACAUUGCUGCAAGAUUUGUUGCAGCUGUUUUAAUCUUAUCUUUGCUUACCCUCAUUGUUUGGGUGGCUAUUUGUCUGCAUGUUCUUGAGGAAAUGCUUCCAAGGGCUUUCCAGAAAGAAGAAAACGGUAAGUACUUUGUGUGCUUAAAAUUGGCUAUCUCGGUUGUUGUUGUUGCUUGCCCAUGUGCUUUGGGAUUGGCAGCACCAACUGCAGUUAUGGUUGGUACUGGUGUGGGUGCUCAACAUGGAGCAUUAAUCAAGGGCGGUGACAUUUUAGAGAAGGCAAGUGGUGUUAAUGUGAUCUUAUUUGAUAAGACAGGUACCUUGACGACAGGUGACAUGAGUGUGGUUAACUUCAAAAACAUAGAAGGCAGUAAAAUCUCUAAUGAAGUUUGGUGGAACUUGAUUGGAUCAACUGAGGUUAACUCUGAGCAUCCAACUGGACGGGCAUUGGUAAAGUUUUCAAAGGAGCAUCUUGGCUUAAGGUUUGAAGACGAUACUUUCGAUUCACGGAUAAGCGAUUUUGAAGUCUUAAUGGGUUUGGGUGUCAAGGCAAAUGUCGCAAUCAAUAAUACUACUUAUCGUGUGUGCAUUGGAAACACAAAGAUGGUUGUCAAGGAAUACCCAGGGGCUCGUUCCGCUUUGUCAAUUGAACUUGCGAACGGUUUGUCUAAAUCAAAUCUGACUGUUGUGCAUGUCAUAAUUGAUGAAAAAUACUGUGGAUUCUUGGAACUCUCCGACACCAUUAAGCCCAAUGCACGUGAGGUCAUUGAUUACUUACAACGUGUCGAACAUUACCAAGUUGGAAUUGUCACUGGAGACAAUAAAGCCGUUGCAGAAACGAUCGGAGCAAAGUUGGGAGUACCCAAGGGGAAUAUCUUCAGUGAAGUGUCACCUGUGGACAAAGACAAGGUUAUAGUAGAUAUGAGACAAAGAUAUGGAGGUGAAGAGAAUAUAUCCAUUGCCUUUGUUGGAGAUGGUAUUAACGACGCCCCAGCCUUGGUGCAGGCAGACAUUGGCAUGGCCAUUAGCACGGGAACGGAUAUCGCUAUUGAUUCUGCUGAAGUCGUGCUAAUGAGCUCAUCCAGUGGCCACAAGAAUGACUUAGCAGGUGUUAUUACUGCCCUCCAGGUCUCGGCAGCUACAUUCCGCAAGAUCAAAUGGAAUUUUGUGUGUGCAACUGUCUACAAUUUAGUUAUGAUGCCUUUUGCUAUGGGAUGUUUCCUUCCGUUUGACUUGAUGAUUUCUCCACCUUUGGCUGCGGCAACUAUGGCAUGCAGUUCUGUGAGUGUUGUUGUUAACUCGUUGAUGUUGAAGAACUGGAAUCAGCCUAACAUUGUGGGUGCUCUGCAAACUCUCGGUUUCCACGAAGAGGAAGUUGGAGAGAGACAAUUCUCAUUGAAGAAUGGAACGCUAGCAGAGUUUAAUGGCAUCAAGAGAGGAAGUUUUUCAAGGCGGCUCAGGAAAUUUGGUGUUCCAUCAGUCUUCAAACGGAAAGUCCAGGUGAGAGGAGCAAGUCCAGAGUAUGAGAUGUUGGCGUCAGGUUCACCAUAA